CCACCGAAGCUAACGGCUCAGCGUGCAGUAUAAAUAACAUCCCAUUUGGCUGAAAUGUGGAGCCAUAAACCCUAAAGGCCAAGAAACAAAAACAAACAAACAAUCAAACCUCUGCAAUGUAUCCACCAAUGCAAAACGACGACGACGAAGAAGAAGAAGAAGAAGAAGAAGAAGAAGAAGAACUCUACAGCUGCGACGAAAGUGACGACGGAUUCAAUGAGGACAUGGAAGCCCUAAGGCGAGCCUGCACAGUCGCCGGCACAAAUCUCGAUCAACUCAACAUUGACAACACUCGUUCUCCCUCCCCCGCUGAUGCCUAUGGCUCGGAUGAUGAUGUGGAACUGUUUAGGAACAUAAAGACUCGGUUCUCGAUUCCUAUGAGUGAUUUUGAUGAGCCGCUUUCCUUAAAGCCGUUAUGUGCUCUUCCACCGGAUUUAGAAGAUGAUGCAUAUAAUGAUUUUGAAACUCUUUGCGCUGUUCAGAGGCGUUUUGCUGCUUAUGAUAACACCGAUAUUAUGAGAGGAAAAGUGGAGAAUUUGGUAGAGAAACCAGAAGCUAGAAAGGCUUCUAAAGUGUUUCCACAUACUGAAGAAGGUGAUCAUGCGACCAGUUUAUUUAGUGAUGAUAAAGAGAUACAGCAAUAUCAACUAUUGCGCGACAAUGAUGAUACUCAUGUUUUACCAUCUCUGGGGUUAUUACAAGAUUCUUCUAGCUUUCCAAAGUCAGCACAGGUGUUUCUUGAUGCCAUUAAGAGGAAUAGAUCCUGUCAAAAGUUCUUACGGAGUAAAUUGGUGCAAAUUGAAGCAAGAAUUGAGGAGAACAGGAAAUUGAAGGAACGUGUAAAACUCUUUAGAGACUUACAGGUUUCAUGUAAAAAAGUUACUGGCCGAGCACUGGCACAAGGGAAGGAUCCCCGAAUUCAAUUGAUAUCGGCCCAAAGGACAUUGUCUUCUAGAAAUUCAAAGGUUAAUGACAACAAGGUCUCAGCUAUGCAUAAUGGUCCAGUGGAGAAUUCUCAUGCUAUUAAUUUUAGAACGGCAUUGGAAAACUUUCCUCAUAUGUUGAAACAUAAAAAAUGGACUCAGAAAGAAAAGGAAAACCUUAGAAAGGGAAUAAGGCAGCAAUUUCAAGAAGUGUUGCUUCAAAUUUCAGUGGAUCAAUUGAGUGGUUCAGAAGGAUCUUCAGGAGAUGCUUACAAUUUGGAUGCCGUUUUCUCUUCAAUCCGUGAUCUGGAAAUUACUCCAGAAAGGAUUAGAGAGUUUCUUCCAAAGGUUAAUUGGGAUCAAUUGGCUUCCUUGUAUGUCCCUGGUCGCACUGGUGCAGAAUGUGAAGCACAGUGGUUGAAUAGUGAAGAUCCAUUAAUCAAUCACGGUACAUGGUCUCCUGAAGAGCUUAAGAAGCUAAUGUUUAUUGUCCAGGAAAAGGGGAUGACUAAUUGGUUUGAUAUCGCUGUAUUACUGGGGCGGAAUAGGACUCCAUUUCAAUGCUUGGCACGCUACCAGAGGAGUUUAAAUGCUCGCAUAUUAAAGAGCGAGUGGACGAAUGAAGACGAUAAUCAACUUCGCAUUGCUGUGGAAACUUUUGGUGAAAAUGAUUGGCAGUCUGUGGCUUCUACUUUGGUGGGACGGACUGGUCCUCAAUGCUCUAAUAGAUGGAAAAAAACUCUUCACCCAAACAUUUCAAGAACAGGCAGGUGGACUUUAGAGGAAAGCAAACGCUUGAAAGUAGCUGUGAUGCUUUUUGGUCCAAAGAAUUGGGGGAAGAUAGCUCAAUUUGUGCCAGGCCGAACUGGUGUGAAAUGCAGAGAAAAAUGGUUUAAUUGCCUAAAUCCAUCUCUGAAAGUGGGUAAAUGGACUGAAGAAGAGGACUCAAGGUUAAAGGCAGCAAUUGAAGAAUGUGGAUAUUGCUGGGCGAAGGUUGCAAAGUUUCUCUCACCCCGAACAGAUAGCGAAUGUCAGAGGCGAUGGAAGGUUCUAUUUCCGCAUGAAGUGCCCUUGCUACAAGCAGCUAGAAGAACGCAAAAAGCUGCAAUGAUAAGCAACUUCGUGGAUCGUGAGUCAGAGCGGCCUGCACUUGGUCCUCAUGAUUUUGUUCCAGUACCAAUGAUAAGAUCUGCACCUGAGCCCAAAGACACAAACAAAUUGAAGAAACCUAAAAGGAAAAUCAGCAACACUUCGAGGAGUCUCAGAUCCACAAAACCUAAAGAAGGAAUGCAUAUCUCUUCUAUGGAAGACCCAGGAAUAACUAAUGGCACCGAGGUUGAGAAAUUGGAGAAUGAUACUGGUGUGAGCAAUAGAGGAAUAAGGCCUUGUUCGUCAAAAAUUUGUCAUACUGAACCAGUUCAAGAUGAUCUAAUGUCGAAUUUUGGUUCAACAUUCGCGAGGGUAGCCAAUGUUAAAGGUUGUGAUUCUAGAAAGAAAAAAAAGCUUCCUAAAUCACAUCCAAAAAGAAAUGAGCUUAUUCGAAAAGAAAUUGGGAAGAGAAAGUGUCAGCUUAUGUCAAACCAUCAAGGCUUGGAACCAGGGGUAACAAAUGCUGAUAGUUUACAGAUCACUAGUGGCGACAAUGCAACAUCAGGUGAAGAAGAGAGGGUUAUGUUAUCAGGAGCUAUUGCUGAGAUUUCUAAGUUGUCUUGUGAUCAUUUGGAUGAUAAGGUGAGCAAGGCUUCCAAAUGCACAAGUGAAAGAAAUAUUGAAACAGCAGGGGAAGGCAAUGUUGCUUCAGUUCCUUGUCAAAUUGGCAGACGCAUAAGGUCAAAAUUUAGUAGCACGAAGGCUUCGAGCACGGAUGAUGAGGACAAUGUUAGACUUUCAUCUUUUGUUGCUUCAGUUAGUUGUCAACCUGAUGGAAGAAAAAGGUCAAAACCUAGAAGCAAGUCUUGUUCUAAGAGGAGUUCAGGUGUGACUGAUGAGGAUAAUGUUACACUCGCUUCCUUGGUUGCUUCGGUUCCUUGUCAAUCUGAUGGGCAUAAAAGGUCAAAACUUCGAAGCAAAUCUUGUUCUAAGAGGGUUUUGGAUACGAUCAAUGAGGAUAAUAUUUCGCCUAAUGGACACACAAGUUCAGAAGGCAGAAGCAAAUCUUGUUUAAAGAGAACUUUAGAUACUGACGAUGAGGAUAAUGAUACACUUGCUUCCUUCCUCAGACCUAAAUCAAAGAAGAAGAGGGCCGAACCCUUAGAAAUUGAUAAUCAGACUAGCUCUCCUUCCAGUAUGAAACAUGCGUCUGAGUUGGUGUCGAAACAUUAAUUCCAAUUAUCAUGCUCCACAAGAAUAAAAUCAAGUCUGAAAUCUGAAUUUUGGUUAGUCGGGGCUGCUGUAGAAUAGAUACAGAGACUUGUAAAUUCUUUCAUUGCUAGUCGUUCGCGGCUUCGAAGGUUAAAAGAAGAACGCUAACUAUGAACAAACACAGAGGAAAGAAGUGAGCUUGUCACCUGAAGGUGAGAAUUUGGUGUAUAUGAUUUGCUCUUUAUUCCUUUUUUGAGAUUCUUUCUGAAUGCUUAAGCCACCACAUGACUGAAUUAGAUAACACUAGAUCCAUAAUCCUAUGUGGGUCAAGUUUUUAUUUGAUUUUAAGUCUGAUUUUGGGGCAAAGUUAUGAAAUGGUAAAUAUGAAACUUCAAUUUUCUUUCUUUA
Molecule: messenger RNA, 3632 nt
Organism: Ricinus communis (castor bean)
Lineage: Eukaryota; Viridiplantae; Streptophyta; Magnoliopsida; Malpighiales; Euphorbiaceae
Exons: 9
Coding region: 117-3245 (1042 amino acids)
Source: RefSeq, a predicted model, not a curated record